AUGUUCCCGGCAUACAAAAUCAAAGUGUCUGGCCUUGAUUCGCAAUCAAAAUACGUUGCCAUGCUCGACAUUGUGUCACAAGAGGAGAACCGGUACAAAUUCCACAACCGCAGAUGGGCGGUGGCCGGUAAGGCUGACCCUGAGCCUCACAGGCGCCUCUACAUACAUCCGGAUUCACCGGCGACUGGAGAGCACUGGAUGCAAAAAGCGAUUUCCUUUCACAAGCUCAAGUUGACUAACAACAUUGCGGACCGACAGCCAUACGUAAGUUGA
Protopolystoma xenopodis is the source of this 273-nucleotide messenger RNA. Lineage: Eukaryota; Metazoa; Platyhelminthes; Monogenea; Polystomatidea; Polystomatidae. The record is from the annotation of a GenBank genome assembly.